Molecule: messenger RNA, 1128 nt
Organism: Lucilia sericata (common green bottle fly)
Lineage: Eukaryota; Metazoa; Arthropoda; Insecta; Diptera; Calliphoridae
Product: protein TEX261-like
Exons: 3
Coding region: 316-915 (199 amino acids)
Biological process (GO): endoplasmic reticulum to Golgi vesicle-mediated transport
Cellular component (GO): COPII-coated ER to Golgi transport vesicle; endoplasmic reticulum membrane; Golgi membrane
Molecular function (GO): COPII receptor activity
Source: RefSeq, a predicted model, not a curated record
UGAUAAACAGCUGGCGAUGACGUUUUACUAUUUUUUACACUGCAGUAAAUUAUUUAUACCGCUUUAAUAAUAUCAUGUAUUUACAAAAUAAUUUAAAUAUAAUAAAAUAAACGAAUACUAGCCACUUAUGUUAAUAAUUAUUACAUAAAUGUGUAAAAAUCUCAACCAAAAUAAAUCAUUUUGACAGCUAUACAUAGCAACAAAAACGAAUACGUAAAAGACUAAAGACAAAAUUUGGACAGGUGAAAAUAAACAAAAAACAACAACAAUUACAGCUACAAAAAAGAAAACAAUUUAAGGCAAUUGGUGGAUAAAAUGGGUUUCAUGUAUAUUUUAAGUUGGAUAGCGUUAAUAUUACAAAUUAUAUUUGUAACCAUAUCAAUAGCGGCCGGUUUAUAUUAUAUUGCAGAAUUGGUAGAGGAAUAUACCAGUGCGGCACGCAAGGUUAUCAUGAUGAUGAUUAGUUUCACCAUGUUUGUUUAUACUAUGUUUAUAUUCUGUGAUGAUUUACCCUGGAGCAUGGUGGCCAUGGGUUUUGUUACACAAUUCCUUCAUUUAGCCAUAAUGAGUAAUUUUCCUUUUAUUAAAUUCCUAUCGUUAUCCUUUAUUGGUACAGUGGUGUGUUUAAUAGCAAAUCAUUUGUUGGCCUUUCAACAUUUUACCUCAGUAUAUUAUCCAUUUACUCAGAUUUUAGCUUAUUUUACCAUUUGCUUGUGGAUGGUACCAUUCGCUCUCUUUGUUUCCUUAAGCGCUAAUGAUAAUGUUCUGCCCACCACUAUUAGUGAUAGUGAUCAUCAUAUGGGUCAAGAUGUUGUUAGUAAUUAUUUUUCACGCGGCAAGAAACAGGGUCUUUUAUCACUAUUCAAUUAUGUUAAGGACUCUAUAAUGCCGGGACGAAAUAAAAAAUCGUUUUGAAUUCUCGUUUAUUUGAAAUAUUUUUUUGGAUGUUGACGCUAAACAUCAGCUCAGAGUGUGAAAAUUAUGUAGUGUUAUAAGUAAUGAAGUUUUCUUAAUAAAAAAAAAAGACUUUUGUAUAAAAUUUUCAUAUAGAUUAAGGACAUUAUUUUUCUCAUUCAUGGCAAAUAGUUGAACAUUUAAAAUAUAAGCAAUAUUUAUUGAAAUUUAAAA